This is a messenger RNA of Ixodes scapularis (black-legged tick), 3840 nucleotides long. Its product is annotated as terminal nucleotidyltransferase 5B. Gene Ontology annotation, biological process: mRNA stabilization. The coding region runs from base 2162 to 3319 and encodes 385 amino acids. The transcript is spliced from 2 exons. The record is from RefSeq and is a predicted model, not a curated record. NCBI's taxonomy places the organism in Eukaryota, Metazoa, Arthropoda, Arachnida, Ixodida, Ixodidae. Gene Ontology annotation, molecular function: poly(A) RNA polymerase activity; RNA binding.
UAUGGCUGAGCGGUUUCGCAGCGCAUUACAUUAUUUUGUUUCUGCCAUGAAUCCAUAAAAAAAGUUUAAAGCUGUUGUAAGUAGGUAAUAAAGAAAUUUAACACAUCUUUCUUUUCUUUUUAGCAGCUGUUUACAUAAUGUUUUUGAGUGAGGUAGUGGAAUAACUGCUUCACAUGAGGUAGUUGCUUUGUACUUUUGUGCCAUUUAAUGCAGAGCCUUCAUCAUAUUUCUCUGCUUGCACAACAGCUGCACUCAAACUUCCUUCCAGUGAAGUUGUCUCUUCCUUGUUCCUUUUGCUGUUUAUUACCGAUAAAGUCUUUAUUUGGCUUUGUGAUUAAGGAAAUGAUGCGCUGGGGUUAAUUUUUGUUCUCGGUAUAUACUUGACCAGAUGUGCUCACGGAUGUUUGGACUGACGGUGUCGUUUCAAAGCAGCUGAGCACAGUUUCACACUGAUAACCGGGAAGGCGGAUUUUGCCAUAUUUUUGUGAAGUUCGAUGGACCUGUGUAAAAAGCGCCAUAUAUUAUUUUUUGUGAAGUAACGAUGGCUCCAAUAUAUAACUUCCUAACUUCUUCGAAUGGAAUAAGAUGGAGGAAGCCCGACUGUAUGCAUUUUAACAACCUCGGUGCACAAGAUAGGGAACCACCACCACCUCCUGAAACCAAGCUUUUGUCUUGGUGACAACAGGGGUGACAACACAUUGUUUAAUACAGCAGCCGCAUCGUUCAGCCAAUAUCGGCCCCAUGAAUUUGUCAGAUUGGUUCAGUGUUGAAUAGAUUACAUUAUCUAGCAUACCAGCCUAUAGAUUAAGUAAUCUGCGCAGCACAUGUGCAUUGUGUAGGAGUGAUAGCACUUUCCGCUUGAAUCAAUUGUCCUUUUCCUGGAAUGAAAGGGAGGCGCCCUCUUGUCGUAAGCGAUAACGAUAUCUAUGUGAAAAGGGUUUAGCCUGCUCUUUCAUCUCUGCGCGAAACUUUACAUUUUUUUGUGUGUGUGUGUUUUUUACAUGAAGCGGUGGCAUAGCGCGUCUGGUAAACAAUUAAAGUAUGAAAGAAAACAGUCUGUUUGGGACAUUGUCCUCUGUAUGACACUAGUAGGUCUCAGGAUUUCUCUGCGAACGGCGACAACAAAGAAACCAACAAAUAAAUAUUAAUAAGUAAAUAAAAUAACAGCGCAGUAGCGCUACGACUCUCCAAAGGGCCAACUGCGAGCGUAGUAGUCGCGCAGGACGAUGAUGGGCAUGUUCCGUUCUUUGCCCGUGAUAAACACCGGACGUCACUGUGCGCCAGCUGGGUGUUUGUUUUCGCGGAACUCCAUUGUUUGUUUGCGCCUUUUCGGUAGUGAGAUAUGUUUUUGCGCUAUUUCACGACGGCUGUCCACUUGAAUCUUGAGAAGAAGAAGAAAAAAAGGGGUUGGGGAGGCUGGUCGGAAAAAUGCCGCUCGCUCUGACGUCGGCGCGUUGGCGUCAGAGCUGGCCGAUCGAUUUUUCCAGAAAUAGUGGUCCGUGAAUGGGCCCGCGGUCGCAACGCCGGCAGCGCGUCAAUGAGAGUGUUGUCGUCAUUGGUACCUGCUGCCGCGCGUACGCACGAGCCGCACGAGCCGAGGAUCGAUCGCGUGCGCGCGGGCCUGCUGCCGUCAACAUACGCCCACGCGCACGCACGGAUUCUCUUUCGGCCAGGUGGCCCGCUUCCUAGCGCGUCCCGACACCGUGGUUUCGCCGCCGCGCGCCUUAUCUCCAGCGCGGCGCGCCGUCGCUAACCUGCGUGCCUGAGCUCUGGACGCGUCGCGCCGCACUCUCCACAAGCUGGCGACAAAUCCGUGACGCGACAGCGGCGUCUGCUACAGUCUGCGUCUGCUCGCACGCGUUCCUCCGUCCGCGCGAACGCCGAUUGCGUCGGCGGAGCGAGCGUCACGCGCGUCGUGCGCAUGCGUGUCGGUUGCCGAGGCGACGGACGGACCGCCGCCUAGCGGGCGUCUGCGUCGCCGUCUGCCUUCUGGCGCAGCGGAACGCAAGAGCGACUCUCGCCGGUGUAUCGUCCGGAAGCACGUCCGUCGUCCGCACGUCGUCUUCUCGCGGCCUGCUGCGGCACCCCUCCGAAGAGCGGUCAUCCUCGUCCGCCGUCCCGUCUGUGAGCCAGUAGCACACGCAGAACCAACGCCGGAAUCAUGAGUGCGGCCAGCCCGCUGCCGGACGCCCGCUUCUCGGUGCUGGGCUACGACCAGGUGGUGCGGCUGCAGGAGCUGCUCGAGGAGCCCGUGGCCGUCCAGGGCCGGGGAAACUUCCCGGCCCUGGAGACUCGGCUGCGGGACUUGGUGCAGCGGGUGCGCUCGCAGCUGGCACGCCUCGGCGUGCCCGUGCGCGACGUGCGGCUCAACGGCGGCGCCGCGUCCUACGUCCUCGAGCCGGACACGUCGGCCGAGUACAACGACCUGGACGUCAUCUUCGGCUGCGACCUGGGCGGCGGCGGCAGCGCGGGCUUCGAGCGCGUCAAGGCGGCCGUGCUCGACGCCCUGGCGGAACUGCUGCCCGCCGGCGUGAAGCGCAUCUCGGCGUGCGCCCUCAAGGAGGCCUACCUUCACAAGCUGGUCAAGGUGGCCUCGGACGAGGACCGUUGGUCCCUCGUGUCCCUGUCCAACGGCCUGGGCCGCAACGUGGAGCUCAAGUUCGUGCACCGCAUGCGGCGGCAAUUCGAGUUCAGCGUGGACUCGUUCCAGAUCGUGCUGGACCCGCUGCUGCUGCUGCACCAGUGCGGGUCCGAGGUGCCGCGCUGCUCGCAGGACUUCUUCCCCAGCGUGCUGGCCGAGUCCGUGUACGGCCACUUCGGCGACGCCCUGACACAUCUGCGGCGGCGGCUCAUCGCCACCCGCAGCCCCGAGGAGAUCCGCGGCGGCGGCCUGCUCAAGUACUGUCACCUGCUCGCCCGGGGCUUCCAGGCCACCGACGGCACGCGCGCCCUGGAGCGCUACAUGUGCUCGCGCUUCUUCAUCGACUUCCCCGAGCUGCACGCCCAGCGGGCCAAGCUGCACAGCUUCCUGGCCAACCACCUGGCCCACGAGCGGCUGCGCUACGCCUUCCUUGCGACGCUGCACCGCGUCGUCGACGGCUCCACGGUCUGCCUGAUGGCACACGAACGGCGCCAGACGCUGCAGCUCAUUCAGACGCUGGCCUGCCGUGCGCUCCUGCUGCAGCAGCCCAGGCUGUGCGGCUACGCGCCGCAGCCCUGCUGGCUGCUGUCGGCGGGCCUCGGGCCGGGCAUGAGCCCCGGCCUAGGGCCCGGCCUGGCCGCCGCCCCGGGGCUCGGCCUCGCCGCGGGUCCCCUUUGACCCCCCGUGUUUGUGUGUGUGGACGGCCCCCUUUCCGGCUCCUUGGCGCUCCGGUAUGCGGCGGAAGCCGACAGGGCGCCCUUGGGCCGCCGAUUCGCGCCGACUGGUUAUCGCCCGCGGGGAGGACGGCUUCUUGCCCGACGCGCGGGCCGAGCCCUCGGCGACUACCGACGGCCCGUGGCUUCCGGCCCGGGGGCGGCCCGGAGUUCGGGCCCCCCUCGGCGGCAGGCGCCAGCUUUCCUGUGGCGGCAAAGGACCGCCAAGGCCGCCCUGUUCGACGCUGCCCAACUGGGCCGCUCUCUUUCCCUGGGCAAGGCCGCCCGGCAGCCCCAGAUAAGGGCAAGGCCGGCCGCUCGGACAGCCGGCCGCGCGAGGCCGACGGCCGCCGCACUGGCGGCACCGGACCCCCGACUCUUGAGCGGCCAGGUCACAAGGAUACAGAAACAACCCCCACCCUGUCGACUGCGCGCGGUGGGCAGCCUCCGGCUUAUGCAACUGACCAAUAAACAUUGGACAAACUC